Molecule: messenger RNA, 1875 nt
Organism: Symbiodinium sp. CCMP2456
Lineage: Eukaryota; Dinophyceae; Suessiales; Symbiodiniaceae
Source: the annotation of a GenBank genome assembly
AUGGGUGCCGGAUGCAUCCGUGCUACAGCAGCCGUCUCGUCGGAGCGCUACAAGCUUACGAUUGAGCCGCCGACGGACGGAGACGAUGUUACGGCAGCCACUCCUGCCACACCCAGUGCAGAGCCAUCGGCCGCCGCCAGCCCACCCAGCUCGCCUUGCGGCAGUCGCUCGGUGGGGGAGCUCAAGGCAACUUUGAAGGACAUGGGCUGGAAGCUGCCUGCCAAUGUAGUGGAGAAGAGUGAGCUUUUGGCUUUAGUCGAAGAAGCCGAAAAGCAGAAGGCAGCCAAAGAUGCUGCACGAGCCGCUUCUCCUGCAGGCUUCAAGGAGACAUCAAGUCAGUCUGUGGCGGGAAUGAAGCGUCGGCUGAAAGAGCUCGGUUUCAAGGUGCCAAGCAGCAUCGUGGAAAAGAGCGAGCUCCAAGCACUGCUUGAUGAAGCCGAGCAUCAAGCGAAAGCUUGGCAGACGGGCGCAGGCCGCCCCACAGCACCUCCCAAAGCGACAGCAGCAGUGAAGCUCGGAUCGCAGCUCAGAGACUUGGGCGUUGCCCCGGAGCAAGUUGUGGAGGAGAAGGAGGUUCGAAGUUAUCUCUCCGAGGCAGUACAGCGACAGCCCAAAGUGCAAGCUAUGGCCAACGAGGAAGGAGUGACGCUGACAUGCACUCGCGGGCUGACUGGUGUCGCUGAAAUCCAGGUUCAGGCACAGUCAGAUACCUCUUCCAUCGCUUCGGAAAAUCUCGGGGAGGCCGAGAUUUCGGUGGACCCGGCGACUUUGCAGCGUGGUGACAGCAUCGGGCAUGGAUCCUUUGGCAGCGUGUUCAAGGCCAUGAUCGCCGACUCCGGCGUUGUCAUAGCUGUAAAGGAAGUUUUUAUUGACGUGCAGAGGAAGCCUGAUGAGAAGCUCAAGGUGCAACUAGAGAACGAGAUUGAGGUGAUGCGGAGCUUGAGGCACCCGCACAUCGUCUCUUACUAUGGCUGUCAUUGGGCUGAUGACCACCUCCAAAUGUACCUGGAGUACAUGGCCGGCGGUUCCCUUGCGCAGGUCCUUUCGAAUUUCGGGCCUCUGGAGGAGUCGUUGAUCGCAAGGUACACGCAGCAGCUGCUACUUGGUCUGGAGUAUCUGCACACGCAGAACCCCUACAUCUUGCAUCGUGACAUCAAGGGUGCGAACGUCCUCGUCGGUCUGGACUCCCUGGCGAAGCUGGCAGAUUUCGGGUGCUCCAAGCGAGCCAAGGAAACAACAUCUGUGACCAUCGAAGGCUCCAUUCCAUGGAUGGCGCCUGAGGUCCUGACGCAUUCGCGCUACGGGCGAGCAGGUGACAUCUGGAGCUUCGGAUGCCUGGUGAUUGAGAUGGCGACUGCAGACUCGCCGUGGGGUCACUUCGACAACUUGAUGGCAGCGAUUCUCAAGAUCGGCAUGUCUGGAGAGUUGCCACCGAUCCCGGAUACGGUCUCUGUCAACUGUCGCGGCUUCAUCCGACGCUGCACGCAACAUGAUCCAGGCAAGCGCCUCAGUGCCACUGAGCUCCUGAAUGAAGACUUCGUGCUUGUCGCAGAUGAGGAGGGAGGCCACAAAAAGAAGGAGGAAGCCUCCGCUGCUGCUCAGCCAGCCCCCGCUUGCGAGCGGAUAGAAGAGGAGGAUGCAGAGGAGCUCCUUCCGGUAGGAUGGGAGCGGCACUAUGACCCCAACUGGUCGGCCUGGUAUUACUGGCAUCGCAACAGCGGGCGAUCGCAGUGGGUCCGGCCCAACGAUGACGAAGCAGACGUCGAGGAGGAAAGCACCUCGCAGCGCAGUGGCAAGAGUGGUAAAAGUGGCAAAAGCUCUCAAGGACCGGGACUUCCGCACACUUUGCCAGGGUUCGUGAGUGACGAAUGCUGA